Messenger RNA from Culex quinquefasciatus (southern house mosquito), 483 nucleotides. RefSeq names its product UPF0746 protein DDB_G0281095-like. The transcript is spliced from 2 exons. NCBI's taxonomy places the organism in Eukaryota, Metazoa, Arthropoda, Insecta, Diptera, Culicidae. The record is from RefSeq and is a predicted model, not a curated record. Bases 1 to 483 code for a protein of 160 amino acids.
AUGACAAUUUCCGCGAACCACCGGUCGCAAAAGCAAAAGCAAAAGCAAAAGCAAAAGCAAAAGCAAAAGCAAAAGCAAAAGCAAAAGCAAAAGCAAAAGCAAAAGCAACAGCAACAGCAACAGCAACAGCAACAGCAACAGCAACAGCAACAGCAACAGCAACAGCAACAGCAACAGCAACAGCAACAGCAACAGCAACAGCAACAGCAACAGCAACAGCAACAGCAACAGCAACAGCAACAGCAACAGCAACAGCAACAGCAACAGCAACAGCAACAGCAACAGCAACAGCAACAGCAACAGCAACAGCAACAGCAACAGCAACAGCAACAGCAACAGCAACAGCAACAGCAACAGCAACAGCAACAGCAACAGCAACAGCAACAGCAACAGCAACAGCAACAGCAUUUUGAAAUAGAUAGAAUGUUUUUUUUAAUUCAGUUGAAACUCACACUGAUAGGUGAUCGCACCACUUCCCGUUGA